Propithecus coquereli (Coquerel's sifaka) is the source of this 9615-nucleotide messenger RNA. It is a transcript of the gene BOD1L1, whose product is annotated as biorientation of chromosomes in cell division 1-like 1. Bases 123 to 9257 code for a protein of 3044 amino acids. The record is from RefSeq and is a predicted model, not a curated record. Lineage: Eukaryota; Metazoa; Chordata; Mammalia; Primates; Indriidae. The transcript is spliced from 25 exons.
UGGAUCCGCUGGUUCCGUAACAACAUCCCGUUGGCUUCCCUCAGGCGGCGGGACUAGUGCAGCCGCCGCCUCCCAGAAGCGCCCGCCCGCGCGGGCCCGCGCCCUCCACGGCCCAGGCCACAAUGGCCACCAACCCGCAGCCUCAGCCGCCUCCUCCGGCGCCGCCGCCUCCCCCGCCUCAGCCGCAGCCGCCACCGCCGCCGCCGGGCCCCGGGGCUGGCCCUGGCGCGGGCGGGGCGGGCGGCGCGGGGCCUGGCGCCGGGGACCCGCAGCUCGUGGCCAUGAUCGUGAACCACCUCAAGAGCCAGGGGCUCUUCGACCAGUUCCGCAGGGACUGCCUGGCAGACGUGGACACCAAGCCUGCCUAUCAGAACCUGAGGCAGCGUGUUGACAACUUUGUUGCAAACCACUUGGCAACUCACACUUGGAGUCCCCAUCUCAAUAAAAACCAGCUAAGAAAUAAUAUUAGACAACAAGUUCUCAAAUCAGGAAUGUUGGAGUCUGGUAUUGACCGAAUUAUUUCUCAGGUUGUGGAUCCAAAGAUCAACCACACGUUUAGACCUCAGGUGGAGAAGGCUGUGCAUGAGUUUUUGGCUACACUAAAUCACAAAGAGGAAGCAAGUGGCAGCACAGCUCCUGAUGAUGAGAAACCAGACUCUUCCAUCGUUAUACAAGGUGUUCCUGCUCCUGGGCCCAGUGCUAAUGUAGCCAAUGAUGCCAUGUCAAUCUUGGAAACCAUCACUUCUCUUAACCAAGAAGCUAAUGCUGCUAGGGCUUCAACAGAAACAUCAAAUGCCAAGACCAGUGAAAGAGUAUCAAAAAAACUCCCAUCUCAGCCAAGUACUGACACUAGUACUGACAAAGAAAGAACUUCAGAGGAUGUGGCUGAUAAAGAAAAAUCUACAGCUGACUCUGGAGGGGAAGGACUGGAAAUAGCCCCAAAGUCUGAAGAAUUUAGUGAUCUCUCUUGUCCAGUUGAAGAAAUUAAAAAUCACACAAAAGAGACUAAUAACUUAAUUCUGCUAAAUAAGGAUGUUCAACAAGAAACCAGUGACCAAAAAAUUAAAUCAGCAGACAAAGGUGAAAAGAAGCCAGACAGCAAUGAUAAAGGAGAAAGAAAGAAGGAGAAGAAGGAAAAGACCGAAAAGAAAUUUGAUCACUCAAAACGGAGUGAAGAUAUACAAAAAGUUUUUGAAAAACAAGCAAAGGAAAAAGAAGUCGAGAGUUCAAAACUUCCUUCAGAAAAGAAUAGUAAUAAAGCUAAAACUGUUGAAGGUACAAAAGAAGAUUUCUCUUUGAUAGAUUCUGAUGUGGAUGGACUUACAGACAUCACAGUUAGUUCUGUCCAUACUAGUGACCUUUCAUCUUUUGAAGAAGAUACCGAGGAGGAAGUUGUAAUGUCUGAUAGCAUGGAAGAAGGAGAGAUUACAUCAGACGAUGAAGAGAAGAACAAACAGAAUAAAACAAAAACUCAAACAAGUGAUUCUAGUGAAGGAAAAGCAAAAAGUGUACGACAUGCUUAUGUUCACAAACCAUAUCUUUACUCAAAGUACUACAGUGAUUCUGAUGAUGAACUUACUGUAGAACAACGGCGACAGUCUAUUGCUAAAGAAAAAGAAGAGAGGCUUUUAAGAAGGCAAAUUAAUAGAGAGAAACUUGAAGAAAAACGAAAACAGAAGGCAGAAAAGACAAAGUCUUCAAAAGCCAAGAGUCAGGGCAAAAGUAGUGUGGACUUAGAAGAAUCAUCAAUAAAGAGUUUGGAACCUAAAACCCCAAGAAUUAAAGAAGUCCUUAAAGAACGGAAAGUUUUAGAGAAAAAAGUAGCCUUGAGCAAAAAAAGAAAAAAAGAUUCAAGGCACCAAAUGUUAAAUUUGAACCUAAAAAUUGAUUGUGGUGUUUCUCAUAUAUUAACCUUUAUUUUCUCACAGCAUUGUGAAAAGGAAAAGGUGUCUUCUUCAAAGGAACUCAAGCAUAUUCAUGCAAAAAGUGAACCAAGUAAACCUGCCCGGAGACUUUCAGAGUCCUUACAUUCAGUUGAUGAAAACAAAAAUGAAUCCAAAAUAGAAAGAGAACACAAAAGACGGACAUCCACCCCUGUUGUGGUAGAAGGGGCACAGGAAGAGACUGACACAAGAGAUGGAAAAAGGCAAGUAGAACGCUCAGAAAUUGGCACUGACGAACCCCAGAAACAGAAAGGCGCACUUAAAAGUGAAAAGCAUCUAAAGAAAGAUGAUUCUGAAGCACCACAUUUGAAAAGCCUACCUAAGAAAGAGGUGAAAUCCUCCAAGGAGAAGCCUGAAAAAGAGAAAACUCUGUCAGAAGAGAAAUUGUCUGUGAAACAUAAAUACAAAGGUGACAGUAUGCAUAAAGUGGGUGACGACACUGAACUUCACUCUUCUGAGAAAGGUUUAAAAGUAGAGGAAAAUAUUCAAAAGCAAAGUCAACAAACAAAGUUUUCUUCAGAUGACAAAGCUGAACGAAAAAGCAAACAUAGAAAUGAAAGGAAAUUAUCAGUUUUAGGCAAAGAUGGAAAGCCAGUUUCUGAAUAUAUUAUAAAAACAGAUGAGAAUGUUCGCAAAGAAAACAACAAAAAAGAGAGACAUUUGUCAACCGAAAAACCUAAGGCAGAGCACAAAUCAAGAAGAUCAAGUGAUUCUAAAAUUCAGAAAGAUUCUCUAAGUUCUAAGCAACAUGGUAUCACACCACAGAGAAGAAGUGAAAGUUAUUCAGAAGAUAAAUGUGAUACAGACUCAACUAAUUUAGAUAGUAAUUUAAAACCAGAAGAGGUUGUUCACAGGGAGAAACGAAGAACAAAGAGCUUGUUAGAAGAGAAACUUGUGUUAAAGUCUAAAUCAAAAAGUCAAGGCAAACAGUUAAAAAGUAUAGAAACAGAACUACAAGAAAGUAUCACAAAACAGGCAACCACUCCAAAACAAGAUAAGGAGAAGAACACAGAAGAAAAUGACUCAGAAAAACAGCGAAAGUCUAAAGUUGAAGACAAACCUUUUGAAGAAACUGGUGUUGAAACUGUAUUAGAGACUUCUGCUUCUUCAGCACAUAGUACACAGAAAGAUUCUGGUCAUAGAACUAAGUUACCAUUAGCAAAGGAGAAAUCUAAGGGUGAUAAAGAUUCAAGCUCCAGGCUUGAGAGAAAGUUAUCAGAUGGACAUAAAAGCAGAAGCUUGAAGCAUAGUAGUAAAGAUGUGAAAAAGAAGGAAGAAAACAAGUCAGAUGACAAGGAUGGUAAAGAAAUUGAUAGUAAUCAUGAAAAGGCCAGAGGAAAUAGUUCAGUCGUGGAAAAGAAAUUAAAUAGAAGACUGUGUGAAAAUCGACGAGGAAGCUUAUCACAAGAGAUGACCAAAGGAGAAGAAAAAUUAGCAGCAAACACUUUGGGCACUCCCAGUGGCUCCUCCCUUCAAAGACCAAAAAAAAGUGGUGAUACCACAUUGAUUCCUGAACAAGAGCCAAUGGAAAUUGAUUCUGAGCCAGGUGUUGAAAAUAUAUUUGAAGUUUCUAAAAUUCAAGACAGCAACAGUAGUAGUUCUCAGCAAGAUACUGACUCUGAAAAUGUCAUGAAACAAAAAACUACUGCCACAGUUCUAAAGGAUGAAUUACGAACUUACCCAAUAGAUUUGAAAACAAUAGCUCCAGCCUGUAAAUCAGGGCGUGGAACGGGAGUUGUUAGUAAUUCUGAAAAGCACGCUGACCAUAGAAGCACGCUGACCAAGAAAGUGCACAUCCAAAGUGUUGUGUCUAAACUGAAUCCCGGGGAAAAAGAACCUAUUCAACAAGGAACUCAUGAAAUGAAUGUAGGCUCUGAAACUGUUCAUAGAAUGUUACCUAAUGCCCCAUCAGAAAAUGAUAGGGGACAAAAGAAUUUGAAAAGCACGACGAAACCCACUGAAGAACGUGUUGGUCAAGGAGAUACUGCUUUUGAACAUUCCACAGAUAUAGACCCCUCUCCGUCCUUAAGUUCAGUGACUGUUGUGUCUCAGAAAGAAUCUCGUGAUUCAGAUGUAGCUCCUCUAGCUGAUAAAAGAACUGUGUUAGAAGGUGGCACAGCCAGCACCUCCCCUGUGGAUCACUGUGCUAUCCCUAACCAAAGUUUGACUGUUAGGGAAUUGGAAGUCCCAAGGACAAGUGACAACAAAGAAAGUAGUGAAGGUACCACAGUAGACACACCAGCAAAAGCCAGCAUCACUAGCAAAAGACACAUUCUAGAAGGUUACCAGGCCACUUUAUUGGACGGUAAGCAAGGAAAAGUCAUCAUGCCCCUCGGGAGCAAGUUCACCGGCAUGACUGUGGAAAAUGAGAAUGUUAACAAAGAAGGUGGCUUGGUGGACUUGGCCCUGAAAGAAAGUGACCUAAGUGCAGAGCCCAGUCUAAAGCAGACAACUAGAACAACAGUAGCAAAUGGCAAGAAGGAUGGCUUUGCUGUUGAUCAUGUGGUAGGCGUGAGUACAGGAAAAGAUGCUGAAACUGUCGAACUUAAGCAUGAUCGAGGCCCAGGUGAAAUAAAAGACCCAUCAAUUGAUGUUGAAGGAAGGAAUGAAAACAGUGAAGUAGACACCAGUGCUGGAGGUGGCUCUGCAUCCUCUGUUUUGCACCAAAAGAAUAGAAAAACUGAGGAUGUAGCAGCUGGACCUGGUAGAACAGAAAAGACUUCUGUUGCCACUAGUACUGAAGGGAACAACAAAAGUGUUACUGUAAGCCCAGUGAAGGCUGGGGCUGCCACAACUACUUCAGAAACAAGAGAAAGUGAGGUGGCUUUGCCUUGCACCAGCAUUGAGGCAGAUGAAGGCUUCAUAAUAGGUGCAAACUCCAGAAACAAUCCUUGUCAUGCUGGCGCAGAAGCGAGUGAGUGCACUGUUUUUGCUGCAGCUGAGGAAGGUGGAGCUGUUGUCACAGAAGGAUUUGCUGAAAGUGAAACUUUCCUCACAAGCACCAAGGAAGGAGAAAGUGGGGAGUGUGCUGUGGCUGAAUCAGAGGAAAGAGCAGCAGACCUAGUGGCUUCUCAUGCAGUUAAAAUCGAAGCCAACGUGAAUAGUGUUGUGACUGAGGAAAAGGAUGACGCCGUAACCAGUGCAGGCUCUGAAGAAAAAUGUGGUGGUUCUUCCUGUAGAGACUCAGAAAUAGUCGAAGGAACUGUUACUUUUAUUAGCGAAGUUGAAAGUGACGGAGCAGUUACAAGUGCUGGGACAGAAAUAAGAGCGGGAUCCCUAAGCAGCGAAGAGAUCGAUGGGUUCCAGGGAAAUAUGACGAGAUUGGGCCCCAAGAAAGAAACAGAGGGCACUGUGACAUGUACAGGUGCAGAAGGCAGGAGUGAUAACUUUGUGAUCUGCUCAGUAACCAGGGCAGGACCCCGAGAGGAACGCAUGGUUACAGGUGCAGAUGUGGCCCUGGUAGAUAAUGACACACCACCAGGAACAAGUGCCAGCCAGGAAGGAGACGGUUCUGUGAAUGACGGUAUAGAAGGUGAGAGUGCAGUCACCAGCACAGGGAUAACAGAAGAAGAUGGAGAGGGGCCAGCAAGUUGUACAGGUUCGGAAGAUAGCAGUGAAGGCUUUGCUAUAAGUUCUGAAUCAGAGGAAAAUGGAGAGAAUGCCAUGGACAGCACAGUAGCCAAAGAAGUCACUAAUAUACCAUUAGUUGCUGCUGGUCCAUGUGAUGACGAAGGCAUUGUGACCAGCACAGGCGCGAAAGAGGAGGACGAGGAAGGGGAGGGUAUUGUGACUAGUACUGGAAGAGGAAAUGAAAUUGGGCAUGCUUCAACUUGCACAGGGAUGGGAGAAGAAGGUGAAGGGGUAUUGAUUUGUGAAAGUGCAGAAGGGGACAGUCAGAUUGGGACUGCGGUGGAGCACGUGGAGGCUGAGGCUGGAGCGGCCAUCAUGAAUGCAAAUGAGAGUAAUGUUGACAGCAUGAGUGGUGCAGAGAAGGAAAUCAAAGACACAGAGAUCUGCUCUAGUGCUAAAGGGAUUGUAGAAAGCAGUGUGACCAGCGCAGCUUCAGGAAAGGAAGAGGGGGCACCAGUUCCGGAAGGUUGUGAGGGUCCCAUGACUAGUGCUGCUUCUGAUCAAAGCGACAGUCAGCUCACCAGGAAAGAAAAAGUUGAAGAUACCAACAUUUCCACUGGCCUGGUGGGGGGCAGUUAUGACGUUCUUGUGUCCGGUGCAGUCCCAGAAUGUGAAGUGGCCCACACGUCACCAAGUGAAAAAGAAGACGAGGGCAUCAUUACCUCUGUAGAAAAUGAAGAGUGUGAUGGCCUUAUGGCCACCACAGCCGAUGGCGAGGUCACCAACCAAAAUAGCCUAGCUGGGGGCACAGGUCAAGGCAAAGGCUUGAUGAUUUCCACCAGCACAACAAAUGAUGACGCCCCUCAGGUUAGCACAAUGAUAACCACAGGGGAAGGUCAUUCAGGUGCUCUGAGAACUGAAGAAAACGUGGAAGGCACCAGAGUAAACAUGGAAGAAUUUGAGGCCCCCAUGCCCAGUGCAGUCUCAGAUGAGAGCCAGCUCACUCUUGGCAGAAAUGAGGAGAAAGACGAAUGUGCCAUGAUCUCCACAAGUAUAGGGGAAGAGUUUGAAGUGCCCAUUUCCAGUGCAUCUGCCACCAAGUGCGCUGAAAGCCAGCAGCCAGUUGCAGCCAUAGAAGAAAGAGCUAAAGGUCCGAUCUCAGUAAGCACUGCCGACUUCGAGGCACCUAUGCCCAGUGCACCCCCAGGAGCUGGGAGUCCUCUUGCCUCAACCAGCAAGGAGGAAAAGGAUGAAUGUGCUCUCAUUUCUACCAGCAUAGCAGAGGAGUGUGAGGCCUCUGUUUCUGGAGUAGUUGUUGAAAGUGGAAAUGAGCAAGCCGGGACCGUCAUGGAAGAAAAAGAUGGGAGUGCUGUCAUCUCCACGAGCUCAGUGGAAGACUGUGAGGGCCCAGUGUCUAGUGCUGCCCCUCAGGAGGGAGUCCAUCCCUCAGUCACACCAGUGGAAGAGAUGAGUGACACUGCCAUGAUUUCCACAAGCACCUCUGAAGGAUGUGAAGCAGUCAUGAUUGGUGCUGUCCCCCAAGAUGAAGAUCGGCCCACCAUUGCAAGAGUGGAAGACUUGAGUGACGCCGCCAUCAUCUCCACCAGCACGGCAGAAUGUGUGCCAGUUGUUGCCAGCAUCGACAGACACGAAGAGACUCAACUGACUGCAAACAACCCGGAAGAAAAUGGUGACCUGUCAGCCGCAAAGGUGAACAAGUGUGAGGCACCCAUGCCCAGCCUAUUUGCCGAGAAUAACUGUCAGUGCCCUAGGCCAUUCAUAGGAGGCAAAGAAGUGAUGGCAGUGAGCACUGAGGAAGGGCACGACAGGCUGUCAGUCCAAGAGCCCUCUGCAGGACAAGGCCAUCCAAGUGCUGUGUGUGCACAAGAGGAAGAGAGACACGGCAAGAAGUGCCCUGGCAAAGGGCCAUUUACAGGAAGAGGACAGAAAGAGAGUGCUUUGCACCUCAUAAAUACAGAAGAGGAGGCUAUGUUGUUGGGCUCUGUACAAAGAGAAGAGAAAAGCCCAGAGGCAGAGUUGACAGGGGCCAGCAGCACAGCAAGUUCAGCAGGAAAGAGCUUGGAGAGUAGUGCUGGCUCACCUGUCCCUCUGAGAGGACCAGGACAGAUUACAGAGGAUCCCUCUGUCAGUAUUUGCUAUUUGGCAGCAGUAAAUACCGGUGCUAAAAAAGCUGGCAACAUGCCACCUGUCAAAGACACUGCAGCUGAGCAUUCCUCUGUUCCUCCUGACCAGCAGGGGCCUGAAGACAACCUGAAAACCACUACCACCAAAUGUAUUACUGGCCAAGAAUCAAAAACUGUUCCUUCCCACACAACGAUCCUUCCAGCUGCCCACCACGGAGCUCUGGCAGCUCCUAAACAUGAGCAGGACUUGACUAUAAAGAGUGAUCAUAGUGGCAGACGGACCGAUCAAGCAUCCACUGAGAAAACAGGAGACGGUAAUGGCAUGAGGAAGUCAUUCCACGAGGAAGGAGACUUCUCAGCCACUGUUUCUUCUGAAGUAAAUUUGUGUGACACAGGCAAUGAAGAGUCUCCAUCGAAUGCUUUGGGAGGAUUGGAACAGAAAACCAACUUGAAAACUGAGACAAACGUGCCUUCAGAGAAAGAGAAAAAUCAUGAAAUUCUAGCACCACCAGAAAGCCCAAGUGAGGAAGAGCCAAGUGGAAUAGCUGAGCUACAAAAGGAGCCUUUGUUGGUGAAUGAAUCACUAAAUGUUGAAAAUUCAGGCUCUGAAACAAAUGAAGAAAUUCAUAGCAAAUCUUCUAACACAAGAGAGGUAUCCAGUGGUCAAAAAGACGAUGUGGAAGCUAUAAGAGGUCACAAUAUUGAAGCAAAUCCUAAACAGGUCGAGGAGGAAGAAAGGCAUAUGCCUAAACGAAAAAGAAAGCAGCAUUAUCCUUCUUCAGAAGAUGAACUGGAUGAUAAUCCAGAUGUCCUGGAUUCCAGAAUAGAAACAGCACAGAGGCAGUGUUCUGAAACUGAGCCACAUGACACAAAGGAAGAGAACUCUGGAGAUUUAGAAGAAUUAUCUAAAACAAGUUCAAAGACAAACAGCGCCGUUUCAAGGGCCAUGGAAGAAAAAGAUGAAUACAGCAGCAGCGAAGCUACUGGCGAAAAGGCAGAGCAGAAUGACGAUGACAAUAUAAAAUGUCAAGAGGAAGAUCAGCCGAUAAUUAUUAAAAGGAAAAGAGGAAGACCUCGCAAAUACCCUGCAGAAACAGCAUUAAAAAUAAAAGAAGAUGACUCCAAAACAGAUACUGGCAUUGUCACUGUAGAACAAUCUCCACCUAGUAGCAAACUGAAAAUAAUGCAAACAGAUGAGUCCAAUAAAGAGACAGCUAACCUGCAAGAAAGAAGUAUAAGCAAUGAUGAUGGUGAAGAAAAAAUAGUAGCAAGUAUACGUCGGAGAGGGAGAAAGCCUAAACGUUCACUCACUCUAUCAGAUGAUGCUGAAUCCUCAGAACCAGAAAGAAAACGCCAGAAAUCAGUAUCUGAAGCAGCUGAGGACAAGAAAGACCAGGAGUCCGAUGAGGAAGAGGAAGAAGAGGAAGAGGAUGAGCCCUCCGGAGCCACCACGAGAUCCACCACCAGAUCAGAGGCUCAGAGAUCAAAGACACAGCUCUCCCCUUCUACCAAGCGCAAGAGAGAAGUCAGCCCUCCUGGGGCCCGGACAAGAGGCCAGCAGAGGGUGGAGGAAGCCCCUGUGAAAAAGGCGAAGCGAUAAUCCUUACCCCGGUGCCCCUGGCUUGUUGAGGAACACAGUGGAGAGAAAAGGGACGAGCCUCUGUGGCCAUAGGCUUCUUUUUUUUUUUUUUAACCAGAAAAAGGAUAUGCAUGUGCUGUCAGUUCCUAGGUGCAAGCUUUUUCUUGUUAUGUUUUAAACAGCUUUAUAAACUAUUGUUCAUAGAAGAUACUAUGUACAUUUAUUUCAGAUAAAGGAAAAUAAGUUUACUUUGUAUCUGAACUCAAAACAAAGUAGUUGUAUAUUUUAACAUUUGAAAUUGGGAUUUCCCAAUGUGACACAUCAUUAAUGCAAAUCUUUCCAACUCAUCAGACACCAGGCUGCCUACUGGUAAUCUGUG